Messenger RNA from Eriocheir sinensis (Chinese mitten crab), 6935 nucleotides. RefSeq names its product dolichol kinase-like (gene Dolk). The record is from RefSeq and is a predicted model, not a curated record. The transcript is spliced from 8 exons. Lineage: Eukaryota; Metazoa; Arthropoda; Malacostraca; Decapoda; Varunidae. Gene Ontology annotation, cellular component: endoplasmic reticulum membrane. The coding region runs from base 242 to 2047 and encodes 601 amino acids. Gene Ontology annotation, biological process: dolichyl monophosphate biosynthetic process. Gene Ontology annotation, molecular function: dolichol kinase activity.
CCUGGUGCAGGGGGUGCGCAUCAUGGCCAAGGGGACUAGAUAAGACUCCUUGGUGUUGUUGCUUUGUCUGAGAAGGCAAGGCAGUCAGGCCAUACCCCACCCCACCGGCCCAGAGUCAAGGCUCAGGGGGUAUUCACUUCCCUUACUUCCUGGUGCAGGGGGCACGCAUCAUGGCCAAGGGGACUAGAUAAGACUCCUUGGUGUUGUUGCUUUGUCAGACAAGGCAAGGCAGUCAGGCCAGAUGCUGCAUCCCCAGCGGCCACAGGGAAGGCAGGUGUCCGCUGCAACACUCGCUGGGUGUCGCCCUGUACGGCGCUCACCAGCCCCGGCACCUGUCAAGCCAGUGCACAAUAUCUCGGUGUCCCAGUCUGCUGUUAAUCGGGCUUACGGCACACUUCCCAGACAGUUUUUUUCUGUUGCGUUGUUGGUGCUAUCUUUUAUUUGGGCUGGCGUGCUAGCCACUAUAGGGGCUCCCUCUGUGGGAGCCCAACCAGGUCCCAUGGCAGAGGUGAGGACUGGGGGCAGCAGUGGCAGCAGCAAGAAGGGGGUGACACAGUCCUUGAAGGCAGCUUUCAACACCCUCCCUAAGGCCACACCUCUCCAACUCAAUCAACUUGGCACUCGAUCUGGAGCCUCUGUUGGGGUGUGGUUGGUGGUGCUGCUGCCACUGGCCUGCAGCCCCGGCCUCUAUAACACCUACAGCCACUGCAAGCCUACGCCACGGCUCCUGGCGCUGCUGGCCAUUCAGGUAGGGGUGUGUGGAGCUCAUCUUUACCAGGAAGUAUGUCUGCCCGGCAGCCACAAGAUGACUGGUAGGGAAGGACCCAGCCGAAAGCCUCCCAUCCUCCUCCGGUUCGUCACCCAUCCAUACACCCCGGCCCUGGCCACCACCGUGGCCAUCAGCCUCAUCACUGAUAUACAUCCCCUCCAAGCCCUGCCCUUGACCCUCUUGUGUUCAUGGCUGCUCUUCAAAGUCACCCACUGGCUGUUCAGCGCCUUCCCUGGCAGCUUCACCGUGGGGGAGGGGGCAGUGCUGGGGCAGAGUGUGGCCCUUGCUGUCACCUACUCUAUAUACAGUCUUAUCUCAAGUACGCUUUGGCCUGAGAAACUUUCUCAUGCACGCCAAAUCAGCCUCUUCAUCCAGACGGCCUUAUUGGUGCUGUCAGUGCUGGUGGCUGGCAUCUACAAGUCACCGCUGCUGCGAACACCCCGCAUGUUCCUGCCGUACCUGUGUGUGUGUGGGGUGGUGGGGGUGGGGGCGGCUUCCUUGGUGCUGGGGGAGUGGGUGCCGGUGUGGCUGUGGGAGCUGCUCACCCUAACACAAGUCAGGCUCUUCCUCCUGGGAUGGUGGUUCUUCCUCUCACUGUUUGCCAUCUCCAUCACCACUUGGGCCAGAAGCAAGAAUUACAUUCCGACCACUGUCCUGCGUAAGGUGUACCAUGUGGUGAUCACACUUGUGUUCCUGCCGGGGGUGCUGCUGGAGCCGGCCUUCCUUGCACUUGCUAGCACUGCUGCCACCAUGGUGUGUUUGCUGCUUGAGGUGGUGAGGGUUGAGGAGAUCCCGCCCCUCGCUGGCAUCAUCACCCAAGCAUUCUCUCCUUUCCUGGACGAGAAGGAUGACGGCCCAUUAGUGCUGAGUCAUUUGUACCUCCUGGCCGGCGUGUCCUCACCCCUGUGGCUGACGCCAUGCCCCCUGGAGGUGGCUACAAUAGGUGAGGUGUGGCGGGCAAACCUGGUGCUGCCGCUGCUGGCUGGGGUGUUAGCUGUUGGGGUUGGGGACACUGCCGCCUCCGUUGGAGGGACUUAUUUUGGUCGUCGGCGGUGGGCCGGCACCAAAAAAACAGUAGAGGGCAGCUUGUGUGGCAUAGUGGCCCAGCUGGUUGUGGUGGGGGUGCUGGUGGGAGCUGGCCUGGUGGAGUUGUCUGUGGCUGGCUGGGGCCGCCUGGUGGUGUCGACAGCCUUCGUGGCAGUGGUGGAGGCACUCACUGACCAGGUGGAUAACAUUGUUUUGCCUCUCUUGCUCUACACUCCCCUGAUGGACCUUUAGUAUUUCCCAGUAUGCAUGUUACUUCAUCAUACAUACCUUCACUUAUUCCUGUUUAUUUAAAAUGUUAUUGUUGUUCACAAGGUCACAAACUGUUAUGUCCCUGGAUCUGUUUAUACAAGGCUAUUCUGUUGUUGUUAGAGUAGGUGAGUUUUAUCCCGACUUAGUGGCUGCCGGCCAUCAAUUUUUAAGCUAUUUUUAUUGGAUAUAUUAUUAAAUACUAUUCACUACUUACAAAGUAGCUAAGGUCUGUGGAGGUUAUGAUAUGUGCCAUUUGUGGAAUGUUUAGAGGGGGUAGAAUCAAGUACUUAAGAGUUAGUUAUCUUUUAUAAAUGCUUCUCAUUUAGUGCAGAGCUCUAAAAUAGUCACUGUCAUGUGUUAAUAGUUUUGAUCUCAACAGUUAAAGAGGAUAAAAGGGGAACUUAUUUACUUAAAGAAGCAUUAAUCCUGUCGAUUGGCUUUUACUGCCAUCAGGACCUGGUGAGGCAUUGGUGACCUCUUCGCAGACUUUAGUUUGAUUCAUCUUUUUCUCACCCGUGUGGGAAAAGAUGAAAAGAUAAGAAUGCCAAGAUCAGUUUUUAUCUCGAGUGAGUUCACCCUUUCCUCCCCAUUUUAAUACGGUUGAAUGUACAAAAAUAAGAUUCAGGAAUAUAUUAGUAGCACUAAAGGCUUUUUGGAUUAGCAAGCUUAUCAAAUUUAAUAAUAGUAUGUACAUCACCAGAGGCUUGUCCAGUUCACUUGUCAGACUGCCUCUUUUGCCUUUCACUUCAUUAUUGAUCUCAGUGUCCACAGCCAUAGCCUCAGAAAUCCACCUCCCAAAAUAUCAUAGACAGUGCAUUAAGUAAAGCACACCCAUGAUGUGCCAAUAGUAUCCUGCCCAUUUGUCAUACAUUCCAAUGGUAUGGUGCUGAAUAGAUAGCACCUCCACUCACUGGACAGCUUGGGUAGACUUGCACUGAAUUUCUUGUUUUACAUAGUUUCUCCGAUAUUUUGGGGACUGAAGGAUCACUAUGGGGCCAUGAGGAGUUUUGAAAAGGCUUGAGUGGUAAAUGUAGAUGACAGGAGCAAGUAGUGGGUGCUAGAGUUUCUUUAGAAAGGUUGUUGCUCUGGUGUGACUGUAAGGGUAGUUCAAAGGCCACACGCUCUUUUUUUGUGGCUAGGUAACCACUCGGUGACAAGUGAAUAUAAAAUGCAGCGAGCAUUUUAUAUAGUGUAGGUUCAUUUCUGUGUUGUAAAUAUUAUCAAUGUUUAUGAUCAUUCUGACUUUUUUUUUCUAGAAGUGAAUGACAUUUUGGGGAAUUGUCAGUGAUACUACACAUAGCAAUGCUCAUGAUUUCACUGCCAUUCUACACUUCAGGCCUUUGCUUUAGAAUUAUAGACAAAUUACUCUCAAUGAGGGUGUCUAUGUUGUACCUGUGAAAACUUUACCUGUAAAGUUACACAAAACAUUCAAAAGAAUAUGUAUCAACUGUCAUAUUAGCCAAAAUUAUAUAUUGAAGAUGGUUGCCAUCACUCGGUCAAUAUUUAUUGGAAAGGGGCUGCCCACCCCCUUAAUGGGAAGCCAUGGUCUGGGCAGGACCACUUGCAGCCUCUUUCAGUACUAAAAGCGCUGUCCUCCAUAGGGCUGUUCCAAGUCAUUCUGUAAGUUUUUUCAUUGAUUCACCAUCACUCAAGUGAGCUUUUAUUAGUUUUCCCAGAAGUUAAUCACUUUAAGAUAUUUACCUAAGGAUAUUUUCAUAUGUAUUUGGUUACUUGUCAGUCCAUUUGAGACAUUUUGGUAAUGGACAGUCAGUCGAACAGACAAACUGACUGGCGGAUAGACAAAGACAAAAAUGUUAUCGAACUCCUUGGAGGAGUGCGAUAAAAUAUACCAAAGGCGUUUUUAGUGUGUAAAAAUCAGCAUUGUGCUGUUAUGGCAGCUGCUGACUUCUAGUCCCUAUUACAUAAGUUUCACCACUGAUACUAUUUCAUUUUUUGAAGCUUUAUAAUGGUCAGUGAGCAAUAUUAGCGAUUAUAUUUUGUAGAUAGAUCCACUGAACUGGAAGCCCAUCAAUUUAUUUUUAAUUCAUAGUACCAACAAAAUUUUGUUGUGCGUGCUGAUGAGCACUGCAGCUAUGCCCAGCUAUAACGUAUGCCCCCAACUUUACCUUUGCCUUUAUACAAUAGACUUUAAUGCUACUACUAGCACUGACAGAGUUGGCUAUGAGUAUGUGUUGGUCCCCAUGGUUUUGGUACCAUGAACACCAACAGCUUUCUCUUCCUAAAUUUUGUAAGAUCCAGGAGGUUGAAGACUGUAGGUUUUUGGUACAAGAGACCAGAGCUGCACUGCACUGCACUGUAGCAAUGCUGGAGGGGUAGCUAAGGAGAUUGACCACAUCCUUGUAAGCAGUUGUUGGAGAGUCCUCCAGAGCUGCAAAUUUUUCCAGCAUGCAGUUCUUUGCAAUUGAUCACAGGAUUGUUAUUGCAAAUCAAGAAGAAUCUCGAGAUAUACUCAAAUUGGUUCCAUGUGCUCAGCACCCUUGAGGGCCCAGUAGAACUGUGAGAUACCUUCAAACAUGAAACUCUUAAAGCUGCAAAGGAGUGCACUGGAGAGCACCUGAGAUCAAGGAGUGGUUUUGUCUUGGGUAGACUGAAGAAUAUCGAGGAGAGCCACACUGCCAGGCUUCCUGGGAAUCGGGACCAGUACGUAUAGGGCUCUGUCGCUAGGACUAUAUCUAUUCUGAGGAGGGAUCCUGAAGAAGCUUCACUCCAAGGCUCCCUCUCAGGUGAGCGCUAUCUGAAAAGCAGAUGGCUGCCUGCCUCAUGCACUGCCUUGAGACCCAUCACCUGAACCACAAGCAACUUGACAAGGAAUAUUGUAACAUUGACAAGGGUCAGUGAAUUUUGUAUUGCCCAUAGAUGCUCCACAAUGACUGGUCAACAGUGCUACCUAAUACCCAUUCCAUAUAAGUGUUGAAAAGUGAUGGGGAUGGACACAGCCCUGCCUCACUCUUCUGGUCACAGGUAAGAAGUUGGACACUAGCUACAUACAUUUUACAACACUAAGUCCUAGAGUACAGACCAGUCACUAGUCUAAUAAUUCUCUCUCUCUCUCUCUCUCUCUCUCUCUCUCUCUCUCUCUCUCUCAUGUCAUCUCACUGGACCCCUCAGGAUGUGACCCCACAGUAUGUUGAUAUACCCCCUCAGACACAUUCCCCCCCCCAGGCACAUAAAUCAUGUCAUCUCACUGGACCACACAGUAUGUUGAUAUACCCCCUCAGACACAAAGCAGUUCCCCCCCAUUCUCUCUCUCAACCUAAGCAGUCCAGGUUGAUGCCUGACAAGUCAACAAUUGACCGAAUUCUAGCGCUUCACGUCCUCGUGAAAUGCCGCUGUGAGUUUUGAUGGGCUACUCACAGCCAACAUAAAUCUCAAGAAGGCUUUUAACAUAGUGCAUUGUGAGGCACUGUAGACAUUCUGCAGAUCCGUGGUCUUCUUGCAAUAAUUAUUGACCUGAUGACUGAGAGUGAGACUGAGAGUGCUGUAAAGUGUGGUGGAGGCACUUCCAGCUUCCUUGUUAAUUCAGGAGAGGCAGGGGUGUGUACUUGCUCCAUCACUUUUCAACACUUGCAUGGACUGAGAAUUAGGAAAAGUUGCUGAUAAGUCAGUGUGAAGCAUAUGUCAAACCAGGGCUGACCCUGCUCGCCAAGUUGUUUCUGUAAGAGACAACCCUGAGCGGAGAAGGCUGAGGGGACUCUCUUAGAGUUCAUAGCUUGAGGAAGUUGAUAGAUCCUGUCAUGAGGUACUUAGGAUGGGAAGGGGGCCUACAUGGAGACUUUCUCAGAGGAACCCCCUGGUUUGGCAUCUUAGGGUGGUGAGGCAUUGUGCCCCCCGACAUAUGCCCCCAUUGAUUGAUUGGAUAGGUGAUGGGCAAGCACCUUGCCUGGCACACUAAGUGUAAUACCACAGUGGUUUUUACAGUUCAGGUGGUCUCCUUGCCAUUUCCAGACACACACAUAGGAAGCAGGACAUAACCCUCACCAGAGCUCAGACGCCAUAAAUACACAAUGCAGUUCAGUGAAUCCAAACAAUCAUUGUGUAAAACAGUUCUCAAGAGUAACUGAAAUGUAGACAAUAGUGGUCAUUAACAAAGUAACAGCUCUACAAUGUGUCAUUCGGAUUAAAGGUAAGGUACAGGUGGGACGUACACUAAAGCUGCAUGUGGCUUCAGUGGUGAUUUCCAUCAUAUUGGCACUUAAACGAAAAAUAACCCAUUACCCAGGGACAGGACAGGACAAAGAUUGCACUCUCAGAAUGAAUCAAGCGACUAAACAAUUCAUUGCAAGAAAUAGGUGGUUCCCCAUCCAUCUGCAAUGUUUUACUAAGUUUACUAAUGAAUAGGUGGUCUGGGUGUUACUAUAGUCGGUUCCACAAGAGCUGGUGGAGAGAACCGAGAGCUGGAGGAGAUUUUCCUUCAGAGGUGGACUCGCGGACCUGGCGUCAUAGCUAGCCACCAGCUCUCGUGGAACUGACUAUAAUUGAAAUUGGCACACAAGACGUUCAAGGAAUUUUAAAUAAGUGGGCUUUCAAAACUUUGUGGUUGAAAUACAAGCUUGUACCAAAUGACAAUAAGCUCACCAGCACUCUCCAUUUAGUGAGGCAGUGAUAAAGCCAGUAUUAAUCAAUGUCACAUGUGUUUUGCCCACUUGUUUAAAAUAUCUUGGUUUCAUAAUUUAUGACAACAGCAAUUUCAACAAUGGUGUAGAUUUUCCUGCAAAAAGUUCAAUAUGGGAUAUUUUGCAUCUGUGUAUUUGAGCGCUUAGCCUGAAGGAUUGUGGGCUGCCAACACUACCUAGAUAGGCAGAAAUGUAUGUUUUGUUAUGUUUAUUAAUAAAACUGUGUAUAAAUCUAA